Molecule: messenger RNA, 1599 nt
Organism: Penicillium olsonii
Lineage: Eukaryota; Fungi; Ascomycota; Eurotiomycetes; Eurotiales; Aspergillaceae
Source: the annotation of a GenBank genome assembly
AUGUCAGACCUAUGGACAUCACUAGCCUUCGCCAUUGAUCCGAAAUCACAAGCCAUGCCGGCCGUCUUACAAUCAACCAUUCAUCUCCUGGAGAGUGAGCUGGUCAAGGCCCGUGCUGCCCUCCAAGAGAUUCAACCCAAUGCCUCGCCCUUUGGGUUUGGGGAUGAAGUCGCCGUAGGGGCCAUGGCCGCGUACCGGCAAGAUCUCAUCGGCCGGGCCCCCGAUUUCUACGGAUCCCGGCGGUUGACCCGCAAAGAAUUGGGCUUAGAGCCUACCGUGCGCGAUGUGCCUACGGAGCGGGUAUCAAAGACCGUCCCGGGACCCCGUCGAACAUCACUCGAGGACGUGCUGAGCAACAACUUGGUGCUGGAUCAGAUGGCCCCGUAUCUGUCGGUGCCGUCGCUGAUGGCUGUGAGCGCAACCUCCCGCCGCCUGCACACCGUGAUCACGCAGACUCCAUACGUGUUCCGACAGCUCGACUUGACCCGCUGCCAAGGAGCACAGCUCCCCGCGGGGUCACAGCCGAACGGAACGCAGACAGAAGAUGAGAUCCACUCGGCCCCAUUGAGGCAUAUCUUCAAGAGCUUGGAGCGCCAACACAUCCUACAGGAUGUGCGCACGCUGGUAUUGGAUGGGCUGUCAGUGCCCGCAGAUCUGGUGGCUCACAUCCUGUUGUCAGACCGGUUCAACGUCAAUAUCCUGUCCAUUCGCGAGUGUCGUAAUCUGAACGAACGCAGACUCAUGGAGAUCAUUCAGCAUGCCGUUCGCCCUACGCGCCCCGCCGGGACCCCUCGAGUAAAGGGGAUCUAUCAUUUCUCUCCGACACAAGCUCCCCAGGCAGUGGCUCGUCCCAAGUACCGGGAUUGGUGGUCGACACGAGUUCAAACCUCACGAAGCCCUAGCCAAACCCCGUCCAUAUCCGAGACGCCGGCAAAGCAGCAGAAUGAGUGGUACAGCCCUACUGGGAGGCUUUUCAAGCAUAGCCUGGAGGAGGGCUGGGCCCAGGUCCUCCAGGAGUGUGAGGGAAUUAUCGCCUUCGAUGCCACCUUGUGCCGGGGCCCGAAACACACGCCACAGCCAGAUGCCAUAGAUCCGGUGCAGGUCCCUGGGCCUGCCGUGGCCACCGUUGCUCUUGGCCCUAGCGGAUGCGACGGUUGUCACAGCUCCCCCGAGGGCCCAGCGAUCUGGGGUCAAUCGCCGGACGUUCACUUCCCGCUGCUCAGCCCCACGCCGCUCCAUUCCUCAAGCCUGACAGCGGCCAAACGGCCAGAGUUGAUUCCCGGGGAGCACCCAGUGCUCAUUGCUCGGUGUGCAGAUUGCCUCACCAACCGGUGGUGUCACCGAUGCAACAAGUGGUUCUGUGGAAACUGUCUCCCUCACCCACAGCGAAUCCAAGUGAAUCUAUCCCCCCACCAAACUGCCCAUGCCACCUCUACUGAAUCCGAAGAACGUGAGUGUGCUUCAUGUAAACGCGAAUGCCAACACACUUGCCAAGGGUGCCAUGGCGAUUACUGCAUUCAACAUAACGAGGGAUGCUCAAAGACAUUAUGCGACUGGUGCAACACCAGUUCCCGUGGUCGAAUGCGUGGCAACUUUUGA